Molecule: messenger RNA, 426 nt
Organism: Morone saxatilis (striped sea-bass)
Lineage: Eukaryota; Metazoa; Chordata; Actinopteri; Moronidae
Product: elongation factor 1-gamma-like
Exons: 3
Coding region: 97-351 (84 amino acids)
Biological process (GO): translational elongation
Cellular component (GO): nucleus; cytoplasm
Source: RefSeq, a predicted model, not a curated record
AAGGGACACGUGAACGCGGACAUUUAAAGUGCGCGCACGUCUCUAGGCCGUAAAUACGUCAGCGCGCCCUCGUUCUUCCUUUCUCUCGUCCUGAAGAUGGCGGCAGGGACUCUGUACACGUACCCAGAGAACUGGCGGGCCUUCAAGGCCCAGAUUGCUGCCCAGUACAGUGGCGCUCGCCUCAAAGUGGCCAGCAGCCCCCCUGCCUUCACCUUCGGGCAGACAAACCGUACUCCUGCCUUCCUCAACAACUUCCCUCUGGGCAAGGUACCCGCCUACCAGGGAGAUGACGGCUUCUGUCUGUUUGAGAGUAAUGCCAUUGCUCACUUCUGUAAGUCUCACAUGUACUAAUUAAAUGGUUAACUUAAGUGUGUUGUGCGCUAUCAAUUUUGGUGUUUAUCCAAAAGGUCUAUUUAUAGUUUAAAA